Hyaloperonospora brassicae is the source of this 1482-nucleotide messenger RNA. NCBI's taxonomy places the organism in Eukaryota, Oomycota, Peronosporomycetes, Peronosporales, Peronosporaceae. The record is from the annotation of a GenBank genome assembly.
AUGGCUUCCCCAGCUGUGCCGACGACGUCGCGCUUGCCACCCGCGGGCCUCGAGAUCCUGCCUAACAUCAUGGCAGCGAUUGGUCAGACACCUAUGGUCCGCAUCAAUAGCAUCAGCAAGAAGGCGCACCUGGAGUGUGAACUGCUGGCCAAGUGCGAGUUCUUCAAUGCUGGCGGGUCAGUGAAGGACCGUAUUGGCAAGCGCAUGGUGGAAGACGCCGAGGCCGCAGGUCGCAUUCGACCUGGGGAUACGCUCAUUGAACCCACGUCCGGCAAUACUGGCAUUGGCUUGGCGCUCGCGGCUGCGAUCAAGGGCUAUCGCUGCAUCAUUACGCUGCCAGAGAAGAUGAGUCAGGAGAAGGUGAACAUGUUGAAAGCGCUGGGGGCCGAGAUCAUCCGCACGCCUACAGAGGCUGCGUGGGACUCGCCAGAGAGUCACAUUGGCAUUGCCAGGAGGUUGCAGGCUGAGCUUCCGAACGCUCAUAUACUGGACCAGUACGUGAACCCGUCAAACCCUUUGGCACAUUACGAAGGCACUGCAGAAGAGAUCUUGGAUCAGUGUGAUGGAAAGCUGGACAUGGUUGUGGUGGGAGUUGGUACUGGUGGAACGAUCUCGGGCGUUGCGAGGAAACUGAAGGAGAAGUGUCCGGAGAUCAUUGUCGUUGGCGUGGACCCGGAAGGAUCGAUUCUGGCCCAGCCAGAGUCGCUCAACGACAAGAACCGACUGAUGCCGUACAAGGUCGAAGGCAUUGGCUAUGAUUUCAUCCCGGGCGUACUCGAUCGCAGCCUGGUAGACGAGUGGCAGAAAACGAACGACCAGGAGUCGUUUAUCAUGUCUCGUCGGUUGAUCCGCGAGGAGGGACUGUUGUGUGGUGGAUCAAGUGGUUCUGUCAUGGCAGCGGCAGUGCGCGCUGCCUCGAAGCUGAAGGCGGGCCAGCGCUGCGUUGUGAUUCUGUCGGACUCGACGCGUAACUACAUGAGCAAGUUUCUGAGCGACGCGUGGAUGUACGAACACAAGUUUGUUGAAAACACGGUGCACACGCACGAAAACUACUCGAAAUAUCGCAAAGAAACUGGCACAUGGUGGUCGGAGCAGCGUGUAUCGGUCUUGGAGCUGCCACACCCGUCGACGGUGUCUCCUCAGCUCUCAUGCGCUAGCGCGGUCGAGAUGAUGGAGCGUCACGGGUAUGACCAGCUUCCCGUCGUGACAGAGAAUGGGACUGUACAGGGUGUCGUGACGAUCGGCAAUCUGCUGUCAAUGCUGUCGUCAGGCCGCGUGACGCGAACGGACCAAGUGGCAGGUGUGACGUUUGGCAAUUUCAGCCGCUUGACUUACGAAAGCUCGUUGGCCGAACUUGCCUCGAUUUUCGACAAGGACUACUUUGCUGUCGUGACCUCGACGGACGGCAAGAUUGCAGGCCUUGCAACGAGGAUUGAUUUGCUCAACUACAUCACGAGUGCUCGCAAGGAUCAAGCGACGUAA